AUGGCGUCCAUCUGUCAUUACCCGAAACUUCUUGCAAAUGCAACCAUCUUAUUUUUAGUUUUAGUGUCCAGCAUUGUUGUUGCUUGUACUGGUCUUGUUGCCGCCCUUGACUCAGCCUUACUUGCAUCAGAAGGCAAGGCUUUGCUUGAGAGUGGAUGGUGGAGCAGCUAUGACGACCUCACUAAUUUGAAUCGAUGCACGUGGCCUGGUAUAGUUUGUAAUCAAGCUGGAAGCGUCGUUGAGAUUUCUCCACCUUCAGAGUCUCUCAAGGUUAGAGAUAAGUUCGGAAAGAUGAACUUUUCUUGCUUCUCAAACCUUGUCCGUCUCGACCUCGCCGAACAUCAGCUCAAUGGGACCAUCCCUCCUAAAAUUUCUACCCUUCCAAAACUCAGGUACCUCGACCUGUCUUCAAAUCAUCUAACAGGUAAAUUAAUAAACUUGAGAUAUCUUGAUCUUUCUGCCAACCAAAUCAAUGAAUCUAUCCCUGUGGAAAUAGGAAACUUGGCAAAUUUGGUUACGUUAGAUCUCAGUUUAAACAAUAUCAGUGGCUCAAUUCCCACUACUCUGGGAGAUAUCCUAUCAUCAUCUGCUCAGGCCAUUCAAUUGAAAGAAGUGUUAGAUCCUCGAUUGUCAAAGCCAACAAAUGAAAUUAUCAGACAAAACAUAUGUAUUAUUGCAACCCUAGCAUUUUCUUGCUUACAUUCGAAGCCAGAAUCUCGACCUUCAAUGAAAUUCGUGUCUCAAGAAUUUAUCAAUCCCAAAAGACCAUUGGUAGGUCUUGAGAUUUCUUUGCUGGAGCUGCAAAACUGUGGCAUGCACACAAAUGGUGAGAUCACAGUCCCUUGUUGA
Molecule: messenger RNA, 849 nt
Organism: Dovyalis caffra
Lineage: Eukaryota; Viridiplantae; Streptophyta; Magnoliopsida; Malpighiales; Salicaceae
Source: the annotation of a GenBank genome assembly